AUGGCUCCCAUGGCCCCCAUACCUAAAAUUCCAUUUACCUGCCUGCAGUCCAUAAACUUAUUGUUUCUUCCCUCACCUCCUUUGCUCUUGUCCUACCACUUAGUGUCCCCCUCCCUCUGUCUUCUGAAAUGUAAGGAAGGCCACAGUGGACCAACCUAUGAAUCACUCCAGACUGUGAUAGACAGGAAGUAUUUUAGACCCGCAGUGAACCUCAGCAACCCCACCAUCAGCAACAUCUCCUUCACACUCUAUGCUGUCCUGGGUGUGGACGAGAAGGCCCAGAUUCUCACCACAUUUCUGUGGCUUCGACUGUACUGGGUUCACGAGUUUUUGGUGUGGGAUCCAGAAGAAUGUGAGGGGGUGACAAAGAUCUCCCUCCCAGUCAAAGACCUGUGGUCACCCGACAUCAUCGUCUACGAGUUUGUUGAUGAUGACGUCUCCCAGCAGUGCCCCUAUGUUUACGUCAACCACACUGGCCACAUCCGCUACGACAGGAUGCUGCGGCUCGUCAGCUCCUGCAACCUGGAGAUCUUCAACUUCCCCUUCGACAUCCAGAACUGCUCAUUCACCUUUGGUUCCUACAUGCAUACAAUCCGAGAUGUCCGCGUGAGCCCUGCACUGUCCUUCAGUGAGAUGUCUGAGAAUUCCAAGAAGUACCUAGAGGCCAGUGGGGAAUGGGAGUUGGUGAUCAUCCAAGGCGAGCCAGGCAUCCUGAAGUUUGGCAUUGACGAGUGGGAUAUCAUCACCUUCUGGGUGGUGAUCAAGAGACAACCCGUGCUCUACGUGGUGAAUCUGCUCAUUCCAAGCACCUUCCUUAUGGUCAUCGACAUACUGUCCUUCUACCUGCCGCCCCACAGUGUGGACCGCGCUUCCUUCAAAAUGACACUCAUCCUAGGCUACACUGUCUUCCUGCUUAUCAUGAAUGACCUGCUCCCCAGCACUGCCAAUGGGACGCCCAUCAUCGGUAUCUACUUCUCUGUCUGCCUGGCCCUCAUGGUGAUCAGCCUUCUGGAGACAGUCCUCAUCACCAACAUCCUCCACUCUAUGAAGUGUCACGAUGUCCCCCGCUGGGUCCAGGUGCUGGUGUUGGGCUACAUCGCCCGCCUCAUCUGCUACACUCAGGACCCUCCGGACAGACCAGAGGGGGAUUCGGCCAUGCCGCCCCCCUUGGAAGCCCCAGCCCAGAUUGUCAAUGGCCGCAGCGAACAUCUGAAUAGCUACAGCAUGGAUGUCGAUGCUCCUACUCCCAUCCCUCGCAUACCGGAGCUGGCACAGAUCUCCGCAGACCUGCGGCUGAUGCGCACACACCUGGCCAGCGUACAGAAGGAGAGCGUUCUGCACGAGCAGUGGUGUCACGUGGGUUACAUCCUGGACUUCAUGCUCUUCCGUACAUAUAUACUCAUUAUCUCGAUGUAUGCCUUCGUCAUCAUCUGCAUGUGGUGCAUCUGGUACCGCCAGUAGGCAUGCUGGGGAAACUGGACCUAGGCCUGCCAGUGGAAUGAGUCCAGUAGUCACACCCUUCGCUGAGUAUUUUACUGUUAUUUUAGCAAUAUAAAGCAUUGAUAAAUCCUGUCUUUGCAAAAGUGCCAGAGUGAUUUCUUCUCCAUGAGUUUGAAGGAAAAGUACAGUACACCAUGUAAUGAGAUCCUUUUCAACACCUUUGGGCUGCCACCUGGAUUUCCAAUUAACCUCCUUCU
Messenger RNA from Scleropages formosus (Asian bonytongue), 1697 nucleotides. RefSeq names its product 5-hydroxytryptamine receptor 3A. The coding region runs from base 1 to 1461 and encodes 486 amino acids. The record is from RefSeq and is a predicted model, not a curated record. Lineage: Eukaryota; Metazoa; Chordata; Actinopteri; Osteoglossiformes; Osteoglossidae. Gene Ontology annotation, molecular function: transmembrane signaling receptor activity; extracellular ligand-gated monoatomic ion channel activity. Gene Ontology annotation, biological process: monoatomic ion transmembrane transport. Gene Ontology annotation, cellular component: postsynaptic membrane. The transcript is spliced from 9 exons.